AUGGAUACCAAAGAACUGGAACAGGAAUGGGAUGGAGUGAGGGUCACUAAUGGUGUAAUCCAGAAGGCAGACUGUGAGCAGCUGUCGUGUUCCGCAGCGGUGGACCCUUGCCUGCGGCUGGAGUGCGGGCCAUGGGCGCAGUGCCAGAUGGCGUCGGGGGUGGUGUCGUGCGUGUGCCUGCCCUGCCCGGCUCACCACGACGCUCGCGGCCCCGUCUGCGGCUCGGACGGCCGCGACUACGACUCCGAGUGCCAGCUGCGCGCCGCCGCCUGCCGCCAAGGCCUCGACGACCUCUAUCUGCGACACCGCGGCAGCUGUGUGGUUCCAGAUGCUUGCAGAGGUGUGGUUUGCGAGGAACCCGCCGCUGUGUGCCACCACGGCGUAUGCGCUUGCAAGUCCAGUUGCCCUCAAGACGGCCCUAAGCAGCGCCUCUGUGGCAGCGACGGACGCACAUACGACAGCGAGUGCGAGCUGCAGCUGGCGUCCUGUCUUAGGUCACGAGGACAGCACCCCAUCACCGUGGCCUCCCUGGGCGAUUGCAGAGACGUCAGCGCCGAGAAGGAUCGGCAGAUGGUUAAUGGUCCCGCCUGCCAAACAUCGCCAUUUGGAUGCUGCCCGGACGGUGAGACGCCUGCAGAGAAUGGCUGUCCACCACCAGGGGCAGAAGAUGACAGCGACAGAUAUCAGGGCGCGCUCACAAGCUGGCCAUUCACCAGUUUUAAGAAGUUUCACUUAUCUCCAGACACGCACAUGAAUUCUGAAUGGCACGAAGAUUCAGCUGGAAAGCCAAACAGUUUUGUAAAUUAG
Messenger RNA from Schistocerca cancellata (South American locust), 807 nucleotides. Its product is annotated as agrin-like. The record is from RefSeq and is a predicted model, not a curated record. The transcript has 5 exons. Lineage: Eukaryota; Metazoa; Arthropoda; Insecta; Orthoptera; Acrididae. Gene Ontology annotation, biological process: cell differentiation; regulation of BMP signaling pathway; multicellular organism development. Bases 1 to 807 code for a protein of 268 amino acids. Gene Ontology annotation, molecular function: protein binding.